Messenger RNA from Monoraphidium neglectum, 723 nucleotides. RefSeq lists its product as hypothetical. NCBI's taxonomy places the organism in Eukaryota, Viridiplantae, Chlorophyta, Chlorophyceae, Sphaeropleales, Selenastraceae. Gene Ontology annotation, cellular component: Golgi membrane; Ric1-Rgp1 guanyl-nucleotide exchange factor complex; cytosol. The record is from RefSeq and is a predicted model, not a curated record. Gene Ontology annotation, biological process: intracellular protein transport; retrograde transport, endosome to Golgi. The annotation marks the transcript as partial. The transcript is spliced from 3 exons.
AUGACUUGCAGGGCGGCGCAGGUGGGCGCUGACGUGGACGAGCAGCGGGGGGAGCUGCACCUGCUGCAGGCCGCAGACCGCCUGCUGCUCAUCAGCGAGGCCCAGCCGCUGUCGCGCCCCCUCUGGCAGCCCUCCGGCCCCGCAGCCUUCCGCGCCUCAAUGGCCGGCGCCGACGAGCCCGGCGGCAGCGGCGCGGGCGGCGCCGGCGGCGGCGGCGCCGCGAACGACCUGUCCGCCUUCCACGUGCCGCUGCCGGCCGGCUACGUGGCGGCGGGGUGGCCGCUGGUGCACGCGGCGGCGAGCGCGAGCGGCGCCGACGUGGCGGUGUCGGGGCGGCGCGGGCUGGCGGUGUACGGGCGGCACGCGGAGCGGUGGCGGCUGUUCGGCGACGUCACGCAGGAGCGCCGCGUCUCGUGUGUGGCCCUGGGCUGGCUUGGGGGCAACGUGGUCGCAUGCUCAGCGCCCUCCAUAGACCCAGUCAUCGCCGCCACCAGCCAGUGGGCGCUCGCGCGCGCGGCGCCCCCUGGCCACCGCGGCGGCGGCGGCGGCGGCGGCGGCGGCACGCCGAACGGGAACGGGGGCGCCGCCGCUGCGGGCGGCGGCGGCGGCGGCGCCGGGGGCGUCGCGCACGGGAAGGGGGAGGCGGCGGGGUGCCAGAUCCUCGUGUUCCCAAAGCGGCACCUGGAUUUUGGGUCGCUGGUGGCGUCGUACGACCUCAAGCGG